Messenger RNA from Phascolarctos cinereus (koala), 480 nucleotides. NCBI's taxonomy places the organism in Eukaryota, Metazoa, Chordata, Mammalia, Diprotodontia, Phascolarctidae. The record is from RefSeq and is a predicted model, not a curated record.
AUGGGGCAAGUGUCUGAGCCCCGACACCGCUGCUCCCGACCCGUGGUAACCCUGUGUGACCUCAAGGCUGUGAUAAAAAAUGCCGACAUGUAGGAGGAGACGCAGCAGGACUCAGUAGAAUGUGCCACCCAGGCCCUGGAGAAAUAUAACGUAAAGAAAGACAUAGCAGCCCACAUCAAGAAGGAGUUGGACAAGAAGUACAACCCCACCUGGCACUGCGUCGUGGGGAGGAACUUCGAAAGCCACGUGACGCAUGAGAGAAAGGACUUCAUCUACUUCUACCUGGGCCAGAUCGCCAUUCUCCUGUUCAAGUCUGAUUGGAGCGUGGCCUGUGCCUCCUGCCCGGAAAGCCUUCCGGAUCACAAGGACUGCAGCCUAAAUUCCAAAUAUAAGAGACUGAAUGAUCUUCAAUGUUGCCAUGGGAACACCUCCAGCUUUAAGCCUUUAUUGUGUUGUUGUACAGGACAUCCUAUGCACUAG